AUGGAUUAUAACAAAAACAGUCUUUUAGUCAAAUUUAAAUUUGCAUUUUACGUCGUGAUUGUGAAUUUGAAAGAUUCGGAGACCGAUACUCCGCACUACCACGUGCUGUCCGGAAUGUUUUCUCGCCCAUUCUGUUGCUGUUUGAGCGAGGCGUCAAUCUAUUGGCUGCGAGAGACGAUAUUCACUGUUGGUGUCAAUGUACGUCUCGUUCCUAACAGCAACCAGAAAAUGCGUUCACGCAAUUGGCUGGCUCUGGUUCUAGGAACGAGUGCUAUUUUGCUUGGUCCAGUUACUGCCCUUUUUGGACGCGCUGCGCUUUUCCGAUCCCAUCCCCGAAACGCCACAGUUGAUCUGCGGAAAACGAGCGGGUUUACGCUGCGAGCUGGAUCUUCUAAUUUACCUUGUGUGGAGUAUAAUGGGGAGGAACCUCCCAAACGGGCUGUCGUUCUUAUGGACGCUUUCUGUCCGUACCAUGGUCUUUAUUUAGCGAACGCCGUUCGGGAACGCUUCCCCGAUACCGCCGUCGUGACCGUUCUGUCCGACUAUUUAUACGCGUUUUUGUCAGCUACGGAACCAGAGUCGCAGGCACAGUGGGAUUCCAUGCGAGUUCCGCAAGACGAGACCACUCUUGCUAUCUGGCAGUCAUUACCCGUUGCAUGGCAGGCAGUGUAUUGCGAAUCGGAUUCGGGCUUGGAAAGUGCGGAAGCUUUACGAGAGGUUUUAGGUGUAGCCUGCCGGGACAAGCCGGUCAUGUUAUCAGCUCGAAGACACAAAUACAAGAUGAAUGAUCGCGUUAAAUCAGUAGGUUUGGAGUCUGUUAAACAAAAGAUGUGUGAUUCGCUGGACGAAGCCCAAGCCUUUGCGCAAGAGCUGGGCCUAUCAACAGGGGAAUCCCUGCAAGCAGUAAUCGUCAAGCCGUUUCGAGGGGUCGCGUCGGAAUCCGUCCAUUUAUGCCAUGACAAUGCUGAAAUAGAAUCUGCGUGGAAUUCAAUAACGUCCACGGCGGUUUUUGGGUGCAAAGGUCGGCACGAUUCUGUUCUUGUUCAGGAGUUCCUGCAAGGUUGCGAGUACGCCGUAGAUGUCGUACUGCGCGAUGGUGUUCCGAAAGUUGCGGCAGUGUGGAGGUACGACAAGACGCAAGCAAAUGGUGCUCCCUUUUGCUAUGUUUGCACGCGUCUGGUUGAUUCGCAUAGUGAUCCGCAAGUACCAGUGGUUUGUGACUAUGUGCUAGACGUCUUACGAGCUUUGGGUGUAAAAUGGGGUUUGAGCCACAAUGAAGUGAUUGUCACAUCCGACCGUGGGCCGGUCUUGGUCGAAGUGAAUUGCCGCCAGCAUAAUAUGGACUUUUGUCCGCUCACCAUGGCUUGCAUCGGAUACAACGCAUUGGAUAUGACGGUCGACGCUUUAUUAGGGGAUGAAGAAAGCUGGAAAGUGACCUAUCCCGCUUUUCCCGCAUUGCGAGCGCAGGGGUGCAUGGUGCACUUAAUCAAUUACGCGUCGGGCGUGCUGAACGAAGUAAAGCAUCUGGAAGAAAUAGAUGCGCUACCAAGUGUCCUGAACUGGGAGGUCUACGAUCACUUCCGGGAGCCCGGAAUCCUUAUCGAACCAACUGUGGAUAUUCGCUCAGAUGCGGGAUGGGUACAGCUUGUCCACGAGGAUCUGAAUACGCUGGAGCACAAUUAUGAGCAAUUGGUUGCCUGGAUGCCAACAAUGUUUCAGGCACAUUAACAUAAGUGUAGUAUUGAGCAUUUCCGUCAAAAGGAAUUCCAAUUUACAGUUAGAAAAGAAAUAGAAGCGAGUGAUAGGAAAAAUAAAUCAGGUGGAUUGAUAGUUUUUAAAGCCGAAGCGCACUCACUGGUUUCCAUCUCCUCGGGACAUUGCCGUAGAGACGUCAAUUCUUCGAGAAAGUUCCUGUUUCGGUCUAUUAUCUGACACAGUGCUGCCUUUCAACGUGGUCCAUUUCCGACAUUUUUUAA
Messenger RNA from Phaeodactylum tricornutum CCAP 1055/1, 1976 nucleotides. RefSeq lists its product with no specific name. The coding region runs from base 1 to 1728 and encodes 575 amino acids. The transcript has a single exon. The record is from RefSeq and is a predicted model, not a curated record. Gene Ontology annotation, molecular function: metal ion binding; ATP binding. NCBI's taxonomy places the organism in Eukaryota, Bacillariophyta, Bacillariophyceae, Surirellales, Neidiaceae.